Messenger RNA from Daphnia carinata, 5192 nucleotides. RefSeq names its product sodium- and chloride-dependent transporter XTRP3-like. Gene Ontology annotation, biological process: sodium ion transmembrane transport. Bases 747 to 3059 code for a protein of 770 amino acids. Lineage: Eukaryota; Metazoa; Arthropoda; Branchiopoda; Diplostraca; Daphniidae. Gene Ontology annotation, cellular component: plasma membrane. The transcript is spliced from 15 exons. The record is from RefSeq and is a predicted model, not a curated record.
CCCUUUUGUAAGCGUUUGGGGAGGAUCGUUAGAGACAGCCGGCCCUCCCAAUCUUCCAUCCAUCGCCCCAGGAUGGUGCGAUGUAAUCCGUUUAAAUAGUCGACGGACUUAAGAGACAAGAGGAUCCAUAUUGGGCGUUCCUGUCAACAUUACAAAUGAGCGACCGAUGCAGUCAUUAAGAGAUCGAAAUGAAAAGGGCCAUCGAGCCGAAGAACAAAGCGACGACGUGUAAAUCACCCCGUGCGUGGGUUCCAGUGCGCUGGCGCAAGCGCCAACUGUUGGAAGCAUUCAAGACAAACAAGCAUACUGAAAGUACACACCCCAGAUGAGGGCGGCCGACGUGUAUUACCCGGGCCAUUCGUAUCCUCUGGCCGGUUAUUUGGUGAGCUCCUGUCUAAAGGGAAAGAGCCGUAUCGAAUUUGAUGAGAUCUAGCCGCGCGAAUUGGCUACAGGGUUCACACUAAGGACAGCAGGAAAAAAAAAUUACAAGAACUCGGUGUUUAGCCUUCAUCUUUUCGGUUCUCUACCUCCGUUAGCCGUUCACCAUAAUCCAAUCAGGGCCUACUAUCAGGACUUCUAGACAUCCAUGGGAAGGGGGGGAUAAACAACAAUCCCCAGAUCCAGCAAAGAAUGCCUAUUGAUUUCGGGAAGUGAAUCGAAAACUACUGGAUCGCUGACGACACAUUCAAUUGCAAGAAAUCGAAGAAAAUCUAAAAAUAAUUUUGCGGCGUGUUGUGACGUGAACCAUGGCUAACGUUGCACAACUGAUUCGCCGCCAGAGCAGUCGUGAACUUCUCCGAGUACCCCUCGAUCGCUUGGAGCUUCGCGAUUUACAACAUCGACUUCUACCGGCUCCUGGAGACCAAGCCACUGGAGGCCAGGCACUGUACGGAACGACUAACGCAGCCUUUGUUGAAGAUGGCACGUCCUCAUCAUCAUCCGUCAUCCAACAACAGCAUUUAAGCUCAGGAUCGAGUGGAACGUCUGGUGUCCCGUCAUCGGCAGCCGCUCGGAAUCGUUUGACUAGUUUGGAUCGGAUCGAUGAAAAGGAAGAGCACAACAAUGGAGCAUCGUGUAUUAUUACUACUAUGGAUAAAGUGGAUGCCACUGUUGGCCAGAACCCGUCCGGAGCCGAUCCUUCGUCUGGCGAUGAACGUGAAAAUUGGGACAGCAAGCUUUCUUUCCUUCUGGCUACCAUCGGCUACGCUGUCGGUCUCGGAAAUGUGUGGAGGUUCCCUUAUUUGGCCCAGAAAAAUGGCGGAGGUGCUUUCCUUAUUCCAUACGCGAUCAUGUUGGCCGUGGAAGGAAUGCCAAUUGUAUUCCUGGAACUUGCUAUCGGUCAGCGUCUCCGCAAAGGGGCUAUCGGUGUGUGGGCUCAGAUUUCUCCAUAUCUGGGCGGGAUCGGCAUCGCUUCCACAGUUGUCUCGUUCAACGUAGCACUUUACUACAACACUAUCAUCGCAUGGUGUCUGUACUACCUCUUCCAGAGUUUCCAGUAUCCGUUGCCGUGGUCGGAAUGCCCCAAAGAGUACUUUGAAAAUGGAUCAUACGUCACAAACAUGGAGUGUAAGCGGAGCAGCCCGACGCAGUAUUUCUGGUACAGAGAAACGCUGGAUAUUUCACCCGAUAUCAACACGCCGCAGAGUUUCAACUGGAAAAUCACUCUGUGCCUGCUUCUCGCCUGGCUUUUAGCUUACCUGUGCAUGGCCAAAGGAAUCGCAUCUUCCGGAAAGGUCGUCUACAUAACAGCUACAUUUCCAUACAUCGUUUUAAUCAUCUUUUUCGUUCGAGGAAUGACGCUGCAUGGCAUGGCUGACGGAUUGGCUCAUCUCUUUACACCAAAGUGGGAAAAACUGGCGGAUCCGGUCGUUUGGCUUGAAGCUGGAACACAAAUCUUCUUUUCGCUCGGCUUGGCUUUCGGCGGCUUAAUCGCCUUUUCGUCGUAUAACCCAGUCAGUAAUCAUUGCUACCGCGACGCCAUCCUCGUCUCGCUCACCAAUUUCUUUACGUCAAUGUUUGCAGCAGUUGUCAUAUUCUCCGUCAUCGGGUUUAAAGCGCGGAUGACGUACGAGAACUGCCUAGAGACUCAAAAUCAAACAUUGGGGCGUCUCUUUGAUACGACCAUCAUUGGAGCCAACAACUUGGCUAGUGACACCGUGGGUGCCGACGGACGUCAAUUAAGUCUAGUCCUAGAAGAGCUGCCCGUGUGCGACUUGCAGCAAGAACUCGACAAUACGGCCUCCGGCACUGGACUGGCUUUUAUCAUCUGCACUGAGGCCGUCAAUCAGUUCCCUCUGGCUCCCCUAUGGUCCGUCCUCUUCUUCCUGAUGCUGCUCACGCUCGGUAUCGAUUCACAGUUUGGCACGCUCGAGGGCGUCAUCACAUCCGUCGUCGACUUGAAGAUCUUCCCACGCGUCCGCAAGGAAAUACUCACGGCUUCGUUGUGCGGAUUCUGCUGCAUCUUGUCGAUCAUUUUCACGCACGGAGCCGGCAAUUAUAUCUUCACGCUGUUCGACGAUUUCAGCGGCAAUGUCCCUUUGCUCAUUAUUGCGUUUUUCGAGUGCAUCGCCGUCUCUUAUUUCUACGGCCUCGAUAGAUUUGCAAACGAUAUCGAACUGAUGACAGGUUCACGUCCUGGUAUCUACUGGAUGAUGUGCUGGAAAUAUCUUUCCCCCCUAACGAUGUUGAUCAUCGUCAUCGCCAGUUUUGCUAAAAUCAUCGUCGAAGGCAGUGGCUAUCUGGCGUGGGUGGCUGAAACAGGAACCACCCGCCAUCUGGAAUGGCCUCCUUGGGCGCAAGUCCUCAUUGCCAUCCUGGUCUUAGUCUCUGCCCUUUGGAUUCCUGGUAUUGCAGUCGCCAGAAUGUUUGGUUGUCAACCGCUAGCCGAUGAGCCACCCGCCUGGUUUCCGGCUAAAGAACUCCGUGAAUUCCGCAAACUCGACGUCCGACAUGAACCGUCGACCAUGGAGAAAUUUCUGUUUUGCAUCCACGAGGAUGGCAGUGAAGGAUUGUGUUGUCCGACCUCUUUAUCAUCGCAGUCGAAAGCUAAUAGUCCGUGAAAAAUCACAUCCCGUAGUGUAUAGGCCAUUACAUCACCAAGGUAGGAUUUCUUAUUCCAUAUAAAUUUCGUCGAGCGAAUCGUGAAACUUAUCCUGAAUACGGUGUGUUAUCGUGCUCUCUUAGAUAGUUCUGUUCAAUCAGAUCCGGUCAGUUCCAUCCUCUCAUUUUUACUCCUGAAUUUUGUCUGUUUUUCUUUUCUGUUGUACAUCGUAGUCCUCCGCUUAAGGCUUUCAGAUGAGAUUCAAUAGCUGUCUUUAAAUUUUUUAAUUUUUCCUUCCCCCCCAAAAAAAAUCGAUGCAUCGUUGUUUUCAUGAACGGGAUCCCGUCUUCAGUUAUAUUGUUGCGUGGUGCAAACGUCAGUGAAGCGUUAAGUCAUUUAUAGCUGACAGCAACAUCUGGAUUUUCAGACUGUACACAGAAGCAAUUUCGGGCCGUUCUCUUCUAAAGGGCAAAUAAUGAACAAAGGCUAGAUUAAUGUACUGUAAAAGGAUUAGUUUUCCUCUUUCUCCCAACGUUUUACAGACCGAUGCAACCAUAAUUGCUGUGUUUCGUCUUCACAUCGAUAUCCCCCUCUAUGUUCUCUUUAUUUAUUUUUUUUAUUUUUUUUUUUAUUCAUUCUACCUGACUCUGCUCGCCGGCUGUCCAGUCAGUCACUUUGUUCAAUCACAUAUUGAUCGACCGGACGCUUACCUCGAGCCUAGCAACGUUAGGUUAUGUGAAUCAACAGACGCGAGUGACAAGAGUCGAUGCGAAAAUCGUGCCCAUCAUGUUGGGAUUGUUUUCUUUUCUUUAGCACUAAAAAGAAAUGAAAAGAAUAAGCUGUUGCCGUUGCUGUGAUGUGUGUUCUAUUCAUAAUCCGCUUGUUCCGCCCUCCUUCGCCAUACGAGAAGGAAUGGUUGUUGACACUCUUGUGUUUGUUGCAUCACUUGUUAGAAGUUCUGAAUCUCAAUUUCAUUAAGUUGUUGUCGGCGAAUUAUUAUUUUCUUCGUUUCUAAUGCAUUUGUUUGCGUCGGUUAGUUUCUCGAUCCAAUUUCUAAGUCUCCCGUUUACCGCAUUGCCACUGAUUUACACGCGGAAUCGAUAGCAGCACGAAAACAAUAUCAUCCGUGUUUUUUUAAGACUUGUUUGCGGUUUUCGUCCACCUCUGGAACAAUCGAAACGAAAAAUAAAACACAAAUGAUUGUAGAAUGAAUCCGUAUAGUUUUGAACUCGGCAAUUUCUUAAGAUAUUGGCGAAAAACGCAUUGCUGUUAAACCGCCAUUUGCGCUUUCCCUAUUAACGACAACCUAACAUUUUGAUCCAUUCCACUAAGCCUAUAAUGUUCCUAAGACCCAUCCUAUAUUACAUGGUUCUACUGGAAUCGCGAUUGCCAGGAGAGAAACAACCUUUGUGGGAUAUUCAGAUCGAUAUUGUAAGUUACUCUAGUGUAAAUGCACGUUUUUCCGCGCUAGCUAAAAUUAGUACAUAGCUCGCUUUGAAGUAGAGUUGUUUAGUUGGAAAGCCAAUCGAAUUAUUUCGGAUUUCUGAUUAUAUUAAUACCGCCUCUCUUUAGUUUAUAUUAUUCCUUUACGCCCUUAUGGCUCACGCGAAUCUCUUUUUUGUUGUGCUUGAUCGCAUCAACAAAGCAUCCGUCCAAUAACGUUGCAUAUUUCCAUUCGAAAUAAAGGGCCUCCGUGUCACUUUCGUUAUCGAUGCACUUUAAUUUGGUUUCAAACAAGGGCUGAUAAUCUUAACCGCUUAUUUGAGCGGCACUUGUUUAUAGUCUUUUUCGCGGAUGUUGACAUGCUUUUCACCAACUUCAUUCCUUGAAGGGAAAUCGUUUUCAUGUUCUCUUUUUUUUUUUUAUUGAAGCUUCUAUUUCGACGCGCAUCUGUGUUUUUCCAGGAAGCGUGUCAAUUAGAAAGAGGCGCGCUGAGACAGGUCUUUCUUCUGUGACGUUGCUCCUGCCCACAAGAGAAUAUCGCUUUUGCGCUGAAAGUGAGAACGAAAGAGAGUGGUCGACUAGUGCAAUAUAGAUAGUGCUUAUUGCAGUGUCAACACCAAGAUGCGUGACAACACAGGAGACAAUAUAGCCAAACUUCCAUCCAUUUUCGGUAUUUGCACGCUACAAUGGUAGUAAACGAGAAAGUGGG